Messenger RNA from Eublepharis macularius, 1317 nucleotides. RefSeq names its product growth differentiation factor 9 (gene GDF9). The coding region runs from base 1 to 1317 and encodes 438 amino acids. Gene Ontology annotation, cellular component: extracellular region. The record is from RefSeq and is a predicted model, not a curated record. Gene Ontology annotation, molecular function: cytokine activity; growth factor activity. Lineage: Eukaryota; Metazoa; Chordata; Lepidosauria; Squamata; Eublepharidae. The transcript has 2 exons. Gene Ontology annotation, biological process: SMAD protein signal transduction; BMP signaling pathway.
AUGAAGACUCUUUCGGGGAUAUUUACCUGUUGUUGUAUUGGACUGUUUUUUUCUGGUGUCCUGUGUUGCCCCAGUUCCAGUGAUGAAAGGAGCUCUCGGCCAUCACUGGUACCAGAAGGGGAAGCCUCUGGGCCACUUCCAAUGUUGUUGUUUUCCCCAGAUGUAGAAAAUGGCAAUGCUGUGCUACCUCCUCUUUUCAAAGUGCUGACUGGCCACAGUCAUCAAGAAGGGAAUGAUGGUGCCUCGAGACCACGACCUGACUCCAGAGCUCUGAGCUACAUGAAAAGGCUAUAUAAAAUGUUUGCUACUAAAGAAGGGAUCCCAAAGGCUAACAAAAGUCAUCUCUAUAACACAGUUCGGCUCUUCACACCACGUGCUGAGUGCAAGCACCCCACGGAAGGCCAAGUGAGAGGAGACCUUCGCUCAGUGGAUUUACUUUUCAACUUAGAUUGUGUAACUGCUUUAGAGCGCUUAUUCAAGUCAGUCUUGCUUUACUCAUUGAAUAAGUCAGUUUCUAAAUCAUCAGCUAUUAUAUGCACAUGCAAUCUAGUUAUCAAAGAACACGAUUCCUCCAAUGACGUGUGUUCCAGUGUUCCACAUACAAUGACUGUUGAACUCAGAAGGAGGUGGGUUGAGAUUGAUGUGACCACUUUUCUCCAGCCUCUGAUGGCCUCAAACAAGAGAAGCAUUCAUGUGGCUGUGAAUUUCACUUGCCUGAAAGAUAACAAGCCCCUUGAGUCUAAAUGGAAUUUGGAAACACCUUCUCUUCUUCUGUAUCUCAAUGACACCAGUGAGCAAGCUUACCACAGGAGGGAUUUGAAUCCUGUAUGGUCUGGGUUGAAAAACACUCCUUUCACAGGCCACAGUUACGAAACAGGGACAGUAGCCGCACAGACUGAAAGAGCAUCUCGGCAUCGAAGAGAUGAUGAGGGGAAAGUGGAGCGCACACCUGUUCCACUCUAUAAUUUAAGUCACUUCUACCAACAGUUUCUCUUUCCCCAAAAUGAGUGUGAACUUCAAAACUACUGGUUGAAGUUCAGCCAGCUGAAAUGGGACCAAUGGAUAAUUGCACCACAUAGAUACAAUCCUCGCUAUUGCAAGGGUGAAUGUCCAAGAGUGGUCGGGCAUCGCUAUGGCUCCCCUGUCCACACGAUGGUCCAGAACAUCAUCUAUGAAAAGCUGGAUUCUUCUGUUCCCAGGCCCUCCUGCAUUCCUGCUGAAUACAGCCCACUGAGUGUCUUGAAGCUAGAGAGUGACAGAUCAAUCGCCUACAAAGAAUAUGAAAACAUGAUAGCUACCAAAUGCACUUGUCGGUAA